GUGCUUAAUUAUCGGCUCUCCGUGCGUCUUUCUCCGGCUCGUCCAAAUCAUUUCUACCCGGCUUGUCGGGACAGCAGCCCAGUCGUGAAGUCUCUGCAGUCACGUGAUUGAGACAGGACCGAAGAGUGCGUGCUUUUUUUCUGGAGUGUGUAUGUGAGUGUGUGUGUAGUUAGAGGGGUGUCCCUCCUCCGCAUUUCUUUCUUUCUUUCUUUUUCUUUUUUUCUUUUUCCGUUGCCGCUUGCCAUGCUUUAGACGCCGGAGCGCAGGGAGAGAGGCGAGAGUGAGAGAGGUACCGCCGGUCUCUCUCACCGGGAUACCUGUCUUUUCAGUCUUACCUCGGGUCCCCGUCGGUUCUUCCUCGUAUUUUUGAGCCCACCUUCCUGCAGUCGGCUUGUGUUUUUGGCUUGGAGGAAAAAAAAAAAAAAAAGAAGAGUGGUCAUUUCUGUAGGGUUUCACGUCUGCCAGGAGGAGGAUCGUGGUUCUGCUUGGCUCUGGGUUUUGAUCAUCUUUUUCCCCCCUUUUUUUUUUUUUUUUUUGUCUUUGGGUGCUCCAUUUGGACAGUAUAGGACAGUCGAGCAGAGCUUGGAUGAGCUGCCUCACUGAAAUCCCGAGAUGGAGUUGCUGCUGAUCUGCCUUUCCCUGUGGAUAUUGCAAUCCAAUUCGGCCAAAGCGGACUCAAUCAUUCAUAUCGGAGCCAUAUUUGAGCAAAACGAUGGGCGAGAUGACGAGAUUUUCCAACUUGCCAUCUCAGACUUGAGUCUGAAUGACGACCUUCUGCAGAGUGAGAAAAUCACACACUCAGUAAAACUUAUUGAGCCCAACAACCCUUUCCAGGCUGUGCAGGAAGCCUGCGAGCUGAUGAACCAGGGGAUCCUCGCUCUGGUUACGUCCACCGGCUGUGCGGCCGCCAGUGCCCUGCAGUCCCUGACGGAUGCAAUGCACAUCCCCCACCUCUUCAUCCAACGAAGCGGGGAUGGCGCGCCCCGCACCGCCUGCCAGCUCAACCCCAGCCCGGACGGAGAAAGCUACACGCUGGCCGCCCGUCCACCGGUCCGGAUCAGCGACGUCCUGCUCACCCUGGUGUCCGAACUGCACUGGCAGAAGUUCAUCAUCUUCUACGAGAGCGACUACGAUAUCCGUGGCUUACAAAGCUUCAUGGACCAGGCAUCCCGGCAGGGUCUGGACGUUUCCCUGCAGAGGGUGGACCGCAACGUCAGCCGUGUGUUUACGGACCUCUUCAGCACAAUGCGCACGGAGGAACUUAACCGUUAUCGAGACACCUUACGGCGGGCUGUGCUGCUCAUGAGCCCUCGAGGAGCCCAGGGUUUCAUCCAUCAGGCUGUGGAAACCAACCUGGCAUCCAAAGACAGCCACUGGGUCUAUGCCAAUGAGGAGGUGAGCGACGCAGACAUGAUGGAGCUGAUCUACGGCUCCCUGGGGAGGAUGACCAUCAUUCGACAGAUCUUCCCCCUGUGGAGGGACACUAACGUCCGCUGCAUGAGGAACAAUCAUCGCAUCUCCUCUCUGCUCUGCGACCCGCAGGAAGGCUAUCUGCAGUCCCUGGAGGUUUCCAACCUCUACUUGUACGACAGCGUGUUGAUGCUGGCCCACGCCUUUUACCGGAAGCUGGACGACCGGAAGUGGCACAGUAUGGCCAGUCUUAACUGCAUGAGGAAGUCGACCAAACCAUGGAACGGAGGGUGGUCCAUGUUGGACACUAUCCAAAAGGUCCGGAUCAGUGGGCUGACGGGACCGAUGGACUUCCGCGCUGAAGGCUCCAAUUCUCACGUACAGUUCGAGAUUCUGGGGACCAGCUACAGUGAGACGUUCGGGAAAGAUGUGAAACGGCUGGCAUCGUGGGACUCCACUCGUGGUCUGAAUGGUAGCCUGAAGGAGAAUCGGAUCGAGAGUGGUAUGCACGGAGUGACGCUCAAGAUCGUAACAAUACUGGAGGAGCCUUUUGUGAUGGUGGCAGAAAACAUUCUGGGCCAGCCCAUGAGAUACAAGGGCUUCUCCAUUGAUGUCCUGGAUGCCCUCGCCAAGAUACUUGGUUUCAAGUAUGACAUCUACCAAGUUGGAGAUGGGAAGUAUGGCUCACCGCUCCCUAAUGGAUCCUGGAAUGGCAUGAUUGGAGAACUUAUUGGCAAGCGAGCUGACUUGGCUGUGUCGGCCAUCACGAUCACGCCGGAGCGAGAGAGCGUGGUGGAUUUCAGCAAGCGCUACCUGGACUAUUCAGUGGGGAUUCUGAUGCGCAAAUCUGAGGAAAAGAUCAACAUUUUUUCUCUACUCGCACCAUUUGACCUGGCUGUGUGGGCCUGCAUCGCCGCAGCCAUCCCGGUGGUAGGCAUCAUGAUCUUCCUGCUGAGGCGCAUUCAGGCGGUCCGCUGUCAGAACAACGCUGGAGGCCAUCCGCCACCUUCUGUCUCCACUUCGCUUCAGAGCGCCAUCUGGAUUGUCUAUGGUGCUUUUGUGCAACAAGGCAGCGACUCCAUCCUGGGAUCGGUGGCUCUGCGUAUCGUCAUGGGCAGCUGGUGGCUCUUCACCCUCAUCGUGUGCUCGUCCUACACCGCCAACCUGGCUGCAUACCUCACCGUGUCGCGAAUGGACAACGCCGUCCGGUCGUUCCAGGAUCUGUCCAAGCAGGCGGACAUGGUGUACGGGACAGUGAGGGAAUCGGCCGUGUACGAGUAUUUCCGGGCCAAAGGGACGAACCCUCUGGAGCAGGACAGCACGUUCGCAGAACUCUGGAAAAUCGUGAACAAGAACAAUGGUUUCGAUCACUCGGUUUCCAGUCCGUCAGAGGGCAUCAAAAAGGCAAAGCGAGAGUCGUACGCCUUCCUGUGGGACAUGGCGGUGGUGGAGUACGCCGCCCUGACAGACGACGACUGCACGCUCACUAUAGCUGGGAACAGCAUGAGCACCAGAGGAUAUGGCAUCGCGCUGCAGCACGGCAGUCCGUACAGAGACCUCUUCUCUCAGAAGAUUCUGGAGCUUCAAGAAAAAGGCGACCUUGAUAUCCUGAAACAGAAAUGGUGGCCGAAGAAAGGCCGCUGUGACCUGCAGAGCCACGCAGACGCCCAGCCGGAGGGACGGGCGCUGCGGCUCCACAGCUUUGCGGGUGUCUUUUGCAUUCUGGCCGCGGGGCUGCUGCUGGCCCUCCUGGUGGCCGCGCUGGAGACGUGGUGGAACAGCAACCACUGCCGGCGAGAGCAGCCCAAAGAGCAGGUGACUAAGGAUUACGCUCUGCAAAGGGUUUCCGGUCCAUUGACAUAUAAUGAUUUAACAAGCUCUUCACCGGUUGGGAGGAGGGACAUGUGGACAGACAGAGAGAGAGACUGGGAAGAGGCCGAGGCUCUUGACACAGGACAAAGAGGUGAACCUGGAACAGGUCCACCAGCGUUUGAACAGCCUCCUGGACGAGGACUUGGCCCACAAGCAGCUGCCAGGUCAGUCUAUCGAGAUCUCUGCCCUGGACAUUGGCAGCAUGCAGCCCAGCCAGUCCCUGGAGGCUUUGUCUGUCCGGGACUACCCAGCCCACCGGGGGCCUCCGCCACUGUCUGUGACCACCUUCCUCCAGGAGAGUCAUGGAAGGACACUGGGCGCGGCCGCUGGCAGGACCUUGCCCCUGCCCCUCAGCAGUGCCACCAUGCCCUCUAUUCGCUGCAAACACAGGGCGCCCAACGGGGGGCUCUUCCGGCAGAGUCCAGUCAAGACGCCCAUGCCAAUGUCCUACCAACCAGUGCCAGGAGGACCCAUCCCAGAAGCCAGUGAGCCCAGCCACGGGACAUCCAUCUGAGCACGCCAAACAUUCACGGACACUCCAGCUCCAGCAGCAUAGUGGCGAGCUGAACAGAGUGCUGACCGCGAGAGGAGAAAUGAAUAAAACACGAUUAAAAAAAAGAUUUUUAUUACCAGUGAAGAAGAGUCAGUGGGACCACACAUGACAAUACACUGAGACUUUAAUGUACAUAUUUGUAAGUACAAAGAGAGAGAGAGACGCAACAUUAAAAAGUGUAUUUUGAAUAUUCUAAACAGUUGAGUUUAAAAAAUAUAAAAGUAUUAAAAAAAAAAAAAUGACUGUUUGAAUGGCUUUGUAAAUUUUGUUCUAAAUGAAUAAAGGUGACAAUUCUUUGUGGUUGUUUUCUAAGUGCCAAGUUCAAAGAUGUUUUCUUUCAGAUCAACAUUAACUGAAUGUACUGUGAGAAUUCAUGAAUAAGACGUUUCACACCUUCAAACACAUUGGAAGAAUUGAUUUGUUUCAUAUGAAAAAAUAAAAAGUAUAAGAUAAAAACA
This is a messenger RNA of Salarias fasciatus (jewelled blenny), 4293 nucleotides long. RefSeq names its product glutamate receptor, ionotropic, delta 1a (gene grid1a). Gene Ontology annotation, cellular component: membrane. The transcript has 17 exons. Gene Ontology annotation, biological process: monoatomic ion transport. Lineage: Eukaryota; Metazoa; Chordata; Actinopteri; Blenniiformes; Blenniidae. Gene Ontology annotation, molecular function: signaling receptor activity; ligand-gated monoatomic ion channel activity. Bases 613 to 3771 code for a protein of 1052 amino acids. The record is from RefSeq and is a predicted model, not a curated record.